AUGGCAGAUUCCUUCACCAUCCCCCUGCGCCCGCUUGUGGAGCAGCAGGACCGCCCCGAUACUCUCCCCGUCGAGAUCGCCCAGAUCAACAAGCAGUGGGGUUCCUUUCGCGAUGUCAAUGAGGAUGUCCUUCGCUCGAAGAUUGCCGAGGAGGAAGCUCGAGAUGGUGCGCCUUCCGAGGAUGAUGACCAGGAAACAUCCGAUGUCGACACGACCGAGCGCCUCGAGCAGCUGUACAAGCGGCGUGCCGAUAUCACUCAAUUUGCCAUGCAAUCUCAUAUGGAGACCAUGUUCGCUCUUGACUUCAUCUCCUUGUUGCUAUCCAAACAUGCUCCCCGCCAGGCCGAAACCUCCAUGUCCGCGUUUCUGAAGCAAGUCGCACCCGUCGGUUCCCUCAAUUCCGAAGUCGUCAACCCUCCUCCAAAACCUGAAUCGGCGACAAAGGACCUUUCAAUCGUGUCGAGAGGAUGGAGGACACAGAACUUCAAUUCCGCAGCCAACAAGCUGUUGAAUGCGUCUUCAAGACUUGAAGGCGAAAUCACAUCGGAGACUCGAUACUGGAAUGAGGUCCUGGCUAUCAAGGAGAAAGGAUGGAAGGUCUGCAGACUGCCUCGUGAAAGACAAGCGUUGGGUGUGCAAUACGGAUUUCUGGAAGCUACACCCGUUUUCCGCGACCGUGGACUUGCUUCUCUUCGGCGAGCCGAGGAUGGAAGCUUGAUCCUGGACAAGGGCUUGGUUCCUUCUGGUUCUCGUUUUGUCCGAGUUCGCGUGCAACAAGGGUCUCGUGUUUCUACCAGCUCCAAUCCGACCGGGUCAAACUCGACUGAUACCGAGACGAUUGAGCAACGUAUUCUGCAGGCGCGUGACUCUGUUUUUGAGGAAGAGCUGUUCCACGAACUGGUUCGAGAGGCCCGAUCCAUGGCAAGCUCUGGUGUCACAACGCGUGAGAAUCUAAUUCGAAUCCCCGCUUCUGAUGAAUUGGAAAUCCACUUAGACCUGGUGGAUAGCAAUGACGAGAGCCUCCAAGCCGAUCAAAACGCCUCGCAACAGGACUGUGUUCUCGCGGACGGUCUGGCACACUCAAUCCGCCUCCUUCUUGCAUUUGCUCAUCGCCAGAAUAUGCAACGUCGGACACAAACCCCACCGCCGCUUACUACCAAGAGGCGACACACUCCAGAAUACCAUCUCCUUCGCCCCGCCCUAGCUUAUCUGCAGCACUUGUCGAAUGUACGAUGGCUGGAAUCAUACUUCAGUGACAUCUUCGGUGUCCUGCGAUCAUCUGGAUUGGAACCUCCGGAGCAUACUGCCAACACAUUCUCGACCUGGAAACAGAUCCGCCUGUCCCCUUCAGUACCUACGGUUGAGGCGCUCGUUGAGAAGUUCCUCGGACCAAUUGAGUCCGUAUUUCGCGGGAAGCUCCUCACACCCAACAGCUCUUUCGCCGUUACAAUUCGGACCAAUUUAUCCGGCCCACCACUCGGUACCCUUUUUGACGUCUCGUUCGAUCUGUCAACAGUCUCCGACCUCAAGUCCCCUGGCCGUCUUGGGUUGAAAGAUGAAGUCGAGGCUGCAAUCACUCAUCUACUUCUUCUUGACGUGGUUUCCAACAUUGCAUCCAGAGACAUUUCGACAAAGAAUGUGGACAGUCCUGACAUAACAGUCUCCAAGAUGCGGAAAUGGGAUGCAGUGUACCCCCAUCUGGGGGAAUUGUUGAUGAGCUCAGAAAACUCCGAAAAACACAGGAAACUCAAGGUUUCCCUAUCUCGCUCCGAGCUGGCUCUCUCGAGCUACUUUGUGCGCAACAUCGACGGUGUCGGACGAGGUGCCCAGGAACGCCCAUCUCUCCAUUCCCAGCCUCAUUCAUGGAAAUCGCCCCCAACUUCGACCAGUACCCUUGAUGACAACUCCUCCAUGAUGGACUUCGUCAUUGCCCAGGCGUUCCGCGAUGAGUGA
Molecule: messenger RNA, 1953 nt
Organism: Penicillium cinerascens
Lineage: Eukaryota; Fungi; Ascomycota; Eurotiomycetes; Eurotiales; Aspergillaceae
Product: mediator of RNA polymerase II transcription subunit 17
Exons: 2
Coding region: 1-1953 (650 amino acids)
Biological process (GO): regulation of transcription by RNA polymerase II
Cellular component (GO): core mediator complex; mediator complex
Molecular function (GO): transcription coregulator activity
Source: RefSeq, a predicted model, not a curated record